Messenger RNA from Uloborus diversus, 592 nucleotides. It is a transcript of the gene RpL32, whose product is annotated as 60S ribosomal protein L32-like. The coding region runs from base 130 to 534 and encodes 134 amino acids. Gene Ontology annotation, molecular function: structural constituent of ribosome. Gene Ontology annotation, biological process: translation. The record is from RefSeq and is a predicted model, not a curated record. Gene Ontology annotation, cellular component: ribosome; cytosolic large ribosomal subunit. The transcript has 4 exons. NCBI's taxonomy places the organism in Eukaryota, Metazoa, Arthropoda, Arachnida, Araneae, Uloboridae.
CCUCACUCUCAUGUGCAAAAGUUGUAACUGUGACCGUGAAAAGAAAUUGCCGUGCCGUUUUCUUCCUGUGAAAAGUGAAACGUGGUAAAGCGUUGGAAUUGAACUAAAUUUUACUAUUAAUUUAAAGAUAUGGCAUUGCAACCAUUAGUAAGGCGUAAAAUCGUCAAAAAGAGAGUAAAGAAAUUCAUAAGGCAUCAAUCUGAUAGAUAUGAUAAAAUAAAGCCAAACUGGAGAAAACCCAGAGGUAUUGACAACAGAGUAAGACGUAGGUUCAAGGGCCAAUGCCUGAUGCCUAACAUUGGUUACGGUAGCAACAAAAAAACCAGACACAUUCUUCCGAAUGGAUUCAAGAAAGUUACAGUCAGGAAUGUCAAGGAGCUAGAGAUGCUGAUGAUGCAAAAUAGACGCUAUUGUGCUGAAAUUCAGCAUGCAGUGUCCUCAAGGAAGCGCAAACAAAUUGUUGAAAGAGCGCAACAGCUGGCCAUUCGCGUCAUCAAUGCAAACGCCCGUUUGCGUUCUGAAGAGGCUGAAUAGUGUGUUUUAUUCUGUAUCAUAAUCAUUCUAAAAGCUGUAAUAAAUGUUGAACGGCGCA